AUGGCUACAGAGCAGUCAGCUACGCAGCAAAACGCUGAGGAGAGCCCUUUGCUCCUCGUUAGCGCUGGAUACAUCAACACCGAGUGGCCAGCGCCUGGCCUGCGUCGAAACGUGCGGCACAUCACCGGCCACAACGAAGAUGGCAAGGCAGUCUUCCUCGCCACGGACUGUGGCGACCAUCACACCAUGAUAGGCAACCAGCAGGCUCUUGCCAACAUUAUCUACUCUACCAAGGAGACCCCUGUCGACCUCGGCGGAGACGCCGACCUAAAGUACGCCAAGGAGAACAUUGUGAGAAGAAUCCUUCCUACCACAGGCUCUCUGAGAACCUCAUUCACUAACAUUAUCCUCCCAUUGCUCCAGCCCCCCCUGCACUACCACAACGGGUCAGUCGUCCGCAUGAUCGACUUUGCUCCUAACGUGGUAUCGCCCAUGCACCGCGCCGUCUCGCUCGACUACGGAAUUGUCGUCGAGGGUGAGUUCAAGUUGAUUCUGGACUCGGGUGAGGAGAAGGUGAUGCGUCAGGGCGACGUGAGCGUGCAGCGCGCGACAGCACACCAGUGGCACAAUAUUACUGCCAAUGGAACAGCGCCAGGACGCAUGAUGUGGGUUCUGCUCGACUGCAAGCCGGUCGAGAUCAAGGGUAAAAAGCUCGAGGAGUAUUUGGGAGAGCUUACCCCGUACUACCAGGAUCGCUGA
Messenger RNA from Clonostachys byssicola, 699 nucleotides. NCBI's taxonomy places the organism in Eukaryota, Fungi, Ascomycota, Sordariomycetes, Hypocreales, Bionectriaceae. The record is from the annotation of a GenBank genome assembly.